CGGGUUGGCGGGCUGGCGGCGGCGGGCGUGUGCUGGGUGGACGGCGCAACAGGAGCAAGGGAGCCAGGGGAUGCCAGGCGGACCGGACCCAGCGACACUUGUUCCCCUAUCAAGCCAAAGCCGCACGUCUGGGUGGGCCGCGAGCAGCAACAGGGCCACGGGCUAGUCGAUGUCAAAAAAAGGGUUCAAAUAUCGCCUAUGUGCGUACAGCGGGAGGGGGGUCGAGGGGGGGCAGUCAGGGACGAAGGGGAGCAGUUCCGGGCGAGGGCGACGGCUGGUGCGUGUGUGCUUUGGGUUGCAAAA
Molecule: messenger RNA, 303 nt
Organism: Bipolaris oryzae ATCC 44560
Lineage: Eukaryota; Fungi; Ascomycota; Dothideomycetes; Pleosporales; Pleosporaceae
Exons: 1
Source: RefSeq, a predicted model, not a curated record